AGUGCCUUUUCAGUUUUUCACACGUGUUAAUCUCUUCCCACUUCAAGUGUCUCCAGAUCUCAGAUAUUUCUCCCUCACAGUCUCUCUCACCCCCUGCGUUCAAGCAUUCAGAUCCCAUUCUCAAUUUUUUUAAUGGAACGCGUGGGACUGUCACAAUUUGAUCCAUUCUCCGAUCAAACUGCGUUUUGUCAUUAAAGUCAUUUUGUUUUUGCAUCUCAUCUCAUCACAUCCUUCUUCUCUCCAUAUUUUCUCAACUUUUUGCUCAUAGAUUAUUCCUAUGGCUCUCCAGAUCAACGACGGAGCCUCCUCUUCUUUCACUCCCCGAUUUAUCCAUGACGUUUUCUUAAGUUUCAGAGGGGAAGAUACCCGCUAUAAUUUUACAAGUCAUCUAUAUCAAGCUUUAUGUGAUAAGGGUUUCAACACCUUCAUAGAUAAUGAUCUUCGGAGAGGAGAAGAAAUCUCAACAGAACUUCUUAAAGCUAUUGAAUUGUCAAUGAUUUCAAUCGUUGUGUUCUCUGAUAAUUAUGCAUCUUCCGGUUGGUGCUUAGAUGAACUUGUAAAGAUUCUUGAAUGUAGGAAUAAUGGACAGAUGGUUCUACCUGUAUUUUACAAAGUGGAUCCAUCAGAAAUACGUAAACAAAAAGGAAAAGUUGGAGUAGCGAUAACUCAGCAUGAAGAAAAAUUGAAGGAUAACAAGGAGAAAGUUCAGAUGUGGAGGACAGCUUUGACUAAAGCAACUAGCUUGUCUGGGUUCCAUUACAGGGAGGGCUGUAUUGAAUCUGAAACUCAAUUUAUCCAGAGAAUUAUUAAAGAGAUAUUAGCUACUAAAUUGAAUCGCACUCCGUUAUUUGUUACUAAACACCCAGUUGGGAUAGAUUCUCGUGCAGAUGCUAUCGAAUUGCUCUUAGAUAUGAAGUCAAAUGAUGUUCGCAUGGUAGGGAUUCAUGGUCUUGGAGGAGUAGGUAAGACUACAAUUGCAAAGGCUAUUUAUAACAGAAUUGCUAAUUUUUUUGAAUUGAGUUGCUUUCUAGAGGAUGUUAAAGAAAAGUUGGAAACGAAUGAUGGCAUAAUCAAACUACAAGAGAUGCUUCUUUCUAAGAUCUCACGGGGCACAUAUGUAAAGGUAGACAGUGUACCCAAAGGAAUUAUUAUGAUAAAGGAAAGGCUUUUUCGUACAAGACUUCUUUUAAUUCUUGACAAUGUGGUUGACACAGAAGUGAUGGUAAAUUUGCUUGGAGAAUGUAAUUGGUUUGCUCUAGGAAGUCGAGUCAUUAUAACAACAAGAGACAAACAAGUGCUAAACACUUUUGGAAAAGAUCAUCCAAUUUAUGAGCUUAAGGAAUUAAAUCAAUCUGAAUCUCGUGAACUCUUCAACCUGCAUGCCUUCCAAAAAAUUGAACCGGAGGAAACUUAUUCAGAAGUUACAGAGCAAAUCAUACAUUAUGCCAAUGGCCUUCCAUUAGCUCUUAAAGUAAUUGGUUCUGAUCUGUGUGGAAAAAAUAUAUGUGAAUGGAAAAGCGCAUUGGAAAAGUAUAAAAACAUACCUCAUGAAAAAAUUCAAGAAAAACUCAAAAUAAGCUAUGAUGGACUUGGAAGGGCUGAAAAGGAUAUUUUUCUUGAUAUUUCAUGUUUCUUCAAGGGAUUAAAGAAGGAUUAUGUAGUGAAUAUAUUAGACGCUUGCAACUUAUAUCCUGAUUAUGGAAUUAGAAAACUUAUAGAUAAGUGUCUCAUAACUGUUGGUCAAUCUGGCAAUUUGUGGAUGCAUGACUUGCUUCAACAAAUGGGGAGAGAAAUUGUUCAACAAGAAUCAAAAGAGCUUGGAGAACGUAGCAGGAUAUGGUGUUUUGAGGAUGCUGAAGAACUACUAACUACAAAUAUGGGAUCAAGUAAAAUUCGGGGAAUUAUGUGUUGCUCACCUCACCCGAUAAAGAUGCAAAUAGAAGCUAAAGUUUUUGAAAAGAUGGUAAAUCUCAAAUUUCUAAUAGUUCGUAAUGUACACAUUUGUGAAGAACUCGAAUAUCUCCCCAACGGGUUAACGUUGCUUCAAUGGCCUGAAUUUCCAUUUUCCUUGCCAUCCAAAUAUUAUCCUCGACAACUUGUUGAACUUGAGAUGCCAAGAAGUCUUAUUAGAUUGGAGACAACAUUCAAAUUGGGAAUCCAACUAAAAUAUUUAAAAUAUAUCAAUCUCAAAGGGUGUGAGUCCAUUACAAAAUUACCUGAGUUGUGUACCCCAAGCCUAGAAACAUUGAAUCUUUCCUAUUGUCAAAAUUUAGUUGAGGUUCAUGAGUCAGUUGGAUUUCUUGAUAAGCUUCAGGUAUGGGAUCUCCAAGAUUGUGGAAAACUUCAAACUCUUCCAAACAACCUCAUGUUGAAAUCUCUUGUGGAAUUUGUUCUUAGGGACUGCUUAAGGCUGGAGAAGUUUCCUAACAUUCAUCCAGAAAUGAAAUGUUAUAAUUUAAAUUUACGUGGGAGUGGUAUUCGAGAGUUGCCAUCAUCUAUUAAGUAUCUCACUGGGCUUUGUGGCUUAAACUUAGAGGAUUGCGGAAACCUUAGGUAUCUUCCCGAUGACAUCUAUAAAUUACAACAUCUUUUUGGACUAUAUAUACCCACUGCCAAAUUGAGACAGACAUACGAUUAUUUGGAUGACUUUUCCAGAUAUGGGUUUCUGAGGUUGACGUCCUUGAGUUUCAGGGGCAAUAAAAAUAUAAUUGAAUUAGAUUUUUUGAUGAAACCCGAGUACUUCCCCGUAUUGAAUUCUCUAAAUCUAUCUGCAACUAAUAUUGUUAGCAUCCCUGAAAGCCUUAGCAGAUUUACUACAUUAGGGUUCCUUGAUAUACAACAUUGCAAGCAGCUUCGGGAAAUUCCAAGGCUUCCACAAUUGGUAGAAUUUGUGAAUGCAAGCAAAAGCUAUUCCUUGAAUCCACAAUCAUUAAGCACAUUACUGAAUCAGGUUGGAGAAAUUUUAGGGAUUUUACCAAAUAGAGCAUGUAAAGGAGCAAGAAGUAGGAUAUUAAUGGAUCCACAAACAUCAUCAAGCGAAUUAUUGAAUGAUGAUAAAUUUGAUAUUCUACUACCAGUAACUGAGAUUCCAAAGUGGUUGAACUUAAACCAUGAAAGUGAUAGAGAUGUCGUAUCAUUUUGGGUUGGUCGCAAAUUUCCAAAUCUUUUUUAUGUCUGUUUUGCUUUUGGACCGGCGAACUAUUCACGGCUGUCUUCCUGUGAAGUUUUCCUUUCCAUCAAUGGGUGUGAAAAAAAGUACCUUAGAACAACUUCUAUAGAUACAUAUGAAUUAUCCGACCAUCUGUGGAUAUUUUCUUUAUCUAAUUACGAAUUACAGAAACGUUUGAAUGAGUCAAACCCAUCUGAACUAAAUUAUGUUGAGGUAAUAUGUGAAAUUAAGGGUAUGGGUUCGGUUGUGAUGGAUUGGGUUAAAAACCAUCCAAGAAGGUGGGGGGUACAUGUAGAGUGCAUUUGUUGUUCCCAAAAAUCUGAUGUUUUUCACUUGCCGAGUCCAAGUGCUAGGCAUAAUUGUUGUGGCUCUGAUAUGGAUCAAUGGGCUGUCAACAAUGGAGGAGAUUCCGGACAUCUAUGUGGACGGCAAAGAAGAAACCAUCGACCAACCUAUGCCAGACGUCGCCAAAAACACUACCUAUCCCACUUCGGAUGGCUUCGAAUCCGAUUCCGACUCUGGAAAAGGAGCUCUCGUCCGGCCCUUCCAACUGCAACGCUCGUGUCCAGGGCUCUGCAGGCAAUGGAAGAGAUAGAUCCGAGGGCUUUCAACAAUUGAGAAGAAGAUUCAGGGCUUUCAAUGGCCCACUCUUAUUUCAAUGAUGGUUCCAACUCCAAGUUGUAUCCACCAUCAAAGAAGGCAAGAAAAUCUUGAUUGAACUUCGAUGCCAAGGAUUGUUGCUCAAGUAUUUAUUGUAAACACUUGAAUCAGUAAGGAUGACAGAGCCACAACUUCAACAUUGUUGGGUUGAUUUCUGUAGCUGUUGAUGAAAGCAAUUCCUCAUACAUAUGAGAUUUUUUCCCCAGGAUCCUCUGUUCUGGUAUUUUGAUGACUUCAUAAAUGAUGGAGCUGGGUACAGAUUUAAAGUUUUGAGCUUGUUCUAUACAAUUUACAAAAAAAAAUGCAUCAGGUGUUAUUACAAUUAUCUAUCAUAAGCUAGGAAGUACGGACAUGGACAUGGGUACGGGUACGACAUGGCGACACAAAUAAUUUUUGAAAAAUUAUAACAUGAAACGGCUGGUACAAAACGGAUACAACAUGGGUACAACACCCUAAAUGAAGUGUCCUUACUUCCAGGUCAUAAGUAAAUUCUAAUCUUCACCCUACUUCUACAUUUAAAUGAGCAUAAAAUACAAUAUAUCUAUUGUAACUGAUGUGGAAAAAAAAGGAUGUUAUCUGUAACGUGAAAAUAAAUAUUCCUCGACUUUGACAAGGUACAAAUAUAUUAAGUAAAAACUGGGAAUUUUUACCCUUAUCAUGGCAUGAAGGGAGUAUAUGUUUUCUUAGUUCUUGAAAUUGCUUUUCCUACAUUCAGGCUGGGGCCAGGGCUGUUGAUAGCACAGUGAGGUAAUUGCUUUAAAAAAGAUGCAAUGUGCAAGCAAUACAUAUCUUGACAUCUAAGAAAGGUAUAAUUUGAUUUGCUGUUGGAAUUUGUCAUCAAAUUUUCGCAUCAUGAGUCAUCCCUGAUUAUGCGUUUGACAGCCACUAUAUUAAUAAUGUAAUGGACUUAAUUAUUAGCUUAAUUGGCCAUAAACACACACCUAGGUACCUUGUUAAUGUUAUUGCUUACAAGUGUUAGAACAUUCAAACAGAAACAGAUUAAUGUUAUAAUCUUAUUUUCCUAUGAUCUGCCCAUGUUUGUUUGUGUCAGCAGUGACGUAUCCAUGGCCCUUGUUCUUGUUCAUGCUGCAUAAAUUCAAAGUUGAAAAAUAAGGAGUGGUUGACGAUCCUUAUGGUGGAUUUUUCAUUGCAGAGAACAAAUCUUUUCAGAAGAUUAUCCAGCACCAUUGUUUUCUCCUUGAUAAGUGUCUCAAUGAACAUUUGCUUCUUUAGCCUGUGUGAAGCAUGAGUCUCGAAAAACUUGCAGCCAUUAGGCUCCCUCUUUUUGGUACACAUUUCCCAGAAGAGUACAUAUCAAAGUUAAAGAGUUGUGGAGAAAGUGGAAAAGCUGAAAUCGAUGUGCCUACAGUAUUUAGCAGCAAGGCAGUGCAAAUUCAAGAGGGAAUCUAAAAUGCUGAACUUCAGAGCUUGGUGUCAAAAUUGAUCAGUAAUUCCCUAGUAGAGCCGUACUCCCCUUUUUUUUUUGGUGGGAGGAAAGAAGUAGAGCCAUACUUGACUCAUCUUGUAUAGUGGAUCCUUGGGUGCUGGAAAUGACCAAUAAUUUUCAUAUAUUGAGGAGUUUGUUCAGAUGAAGAAAAUGUGAAUAUGUUCAACACACCAUAUAUGUUGCGUCUGCAAUUUGAAUGUUGUUGUUUGUGUCUAGGAUUUGUGAUUCUUUAAAUAUUUGUAAAAACAUGAAAUUGUUAUUAGUUUGUAUUGACUAUUUUCAAUUGCAAUUCUUGGUAUUAUAGUCCU
Messenger RNA from Quercus lobata, 5584 nucleotides. Its product is annotated as TMV resistance protein N-like. Gene Ontology annotation, molecular function: ADP binding. The coding region runs from base 278 to 3787 and encodes 1169 amino acids. Gene Ontology annotation, biological process: defense response; signal transduction. The transcript has 13 exons. The record is from RefSeq and is a predicted model, not a curated record. Lineage: Eukaryota; Viridiplantae; Streptophyta; Magnoliopsida; Fagales; Fagaceae.